Messenger RNA from Nicotiana tabacum (common tobacco), 959 nucleotides. Its product is annotated as actin-depolymerizing factor 7. The record is from RefSeq and is a predicted model, not a curated record. Gene Ontology annotation, molecular function: actin binding. Gene Ontology annotation, cellular component: actin cytoskeleton. Lineage: Eukaryota; Viridiplantae; Streptophyta; Magnoliopsida; Solanales; Solanaceae. Gene Ontology annotation, biological process: actin filament depolymerization.
UCUUACGAAUUCAAGGAUCUCUAUCCAUUUACAUACAACUCAAUCCUCUCCAUUUUUUCCUUCCCUUUUUUCCUAUCCAAUUUGUAGAGAUCCUUAAUUUACUUCCUCAUUGCACGACAUCAUGGCAAAUGCUGCGUCUGGAAUGGCUGUGCUAGACGAGUGUAAGCUGAAGUUCUUGGAAUUAAAAGCAAAGAGAAACUACAGGUUCAUAGUAUUCAAGAUUGAAGGCCAACAAGUGGUUGUGGAGAAGCUUGGAAAUCCUGAAGAAAACUAUGACGAUUUCACUAACUCUCUGCCUGCCGAUGAGUGCCGCUAUGCUGUCUUUGAUUUCGACUUCAUCACUACUGAAAAUUGCCAGAAAAGCAAGAUUUUCUUCAUUGCUUGGUCACCUGACACAUCAAAGGUGAGGAUGAAGAUGGUAUAUGCGAGCUCAAAGGAUAGAUUCAAGAGAGAACUUGAUGGAAUUCAAGUCGAAUUGCAAGCAACGGAUCCCAGUGAAAUGAGCUUUGACAUUAUAAAGUCACGAGCACUUUGAAUCUCAGCUUAAUAAUUACCUAUUCCAGCCUCCUUUCAACGCAGUUGAACUCUAGUGUUGUAUUAUUUCCAUUUAAUUUAUUUAAUUAUCUCUUGUUUGUGUUCGAAUCACACACUCGAUCAAUAAAAACACAAAGUUCUAAUAGGCUGCAGGACUGAUACCAUAAGUAGGGCAAAGACCUUCAAAGAUUAAUGGAAGGCUCUUUUAGCAAGUUUUCACUCAUAUGAGGAAUUCCUUUAUGUAUUUGAGAGAAAGCGAGCUAUGCUUAGGUAAGUUCCUUCCGUCAACAAUUUUAGAUAAGAAAAAUAGCCCUCUCUGGAUUUCAUAUAUCUGUGCAUUGUGAUGUAAUACUAUGUACUUUACAGUGUAGUCCGUGUGUUGCAACAAAAUACUAGCAGUGUGUCUGUCAAUUCGAUUCAUUUCA